Messenger RNA from Penicillium odoratum, 1569 nucleotides. Its product is annotated as Zn(II)2Cys6 transcription factor. Gene Ontology annotation, molecular function: DNA-binding transcription factor activity, RNA polymerase II-specific; transcription cis-regulatory region binding; zinc ion binding. The record is from RefSeq and is a predicted model, not a curated record. The transcript is spliced from 6 exons. Bases 1 to 1569 code for a protein of 522 amino acids. NCBI's taxonomy places the organism in Eukaryota, Fungi, Ascomycota, Eurotiomycetes, Eurotiales, Aspergillaceae. Gene Ontology annotation, biological process: positive regulation of transcription by RNA polymerase II. Gene Ontology annotation, cellular component: nucleus.
AUGAGAGUAGGUAAGGGUUGUGGCCGGUGUCGCAAUCGCCAUAUUCGCUGCGUAAUUCCCUCAGGAUCGUCAGCCUGUGUCUCCUGUACUCGUCUCGGUCGCGCAUGUCACCUCGACCCUCGCUUCCAAUUCAAGGCCGUUCACCAUGUUUACCAGAAAGGUCAAGGCUCGCAUACUCGCUUCGAUUUGAUUUGGGAUGACGAACAAGUGUGGGUGGAUGUGUCAAAGCCCGUGACAUUCAUCCUCGAGGGCGAUGAAUCGAAUGAAAGCGGAGGAUCCGAAGCCGCUAGAGAAACGUCUCCGACACCCUCUUGGUCACUGCAACAGCAUCUGCUUGCAGAUACUGAUAUGGUGGAAGAACAGCCAGUAGUCAGCCCUUUGUUGCAGGAGGCGAGUCGGCAGGAGAAUCCACUCAGUGCCAGCCCUCGGUCAUGUGUGCGACAUCCAGGGUCUGCUUUGUCUCUCAGAGAAGCGUCUCUUAUGCGGUGCUUUAUUCAAAAAAUUGCCCCCUGGGCGGAUAUUUGUGAUCCCCAAAGCCACUUCAGCACCCUAGUGCCUCAGCGAGCCCUACAGGUACCCAUGGUGUUGAAAUCCGUCUUGGCACUGGCUGCUCGACAUGAUGCCAUUAUGACAGGGAAGAGCGACUGGGAGGCCUCCUCCUAUCUUGGACAGUGCCUAGAGUUACUGAUCCCGGCCUUGGACAAUCCCGAGCGAACCUAUGAUGAGAACCUGCUGGUCACAGUAGUUAUCCUUCGAAUCUGUGAAGAGCUAGAAAGCAGAGAUGAAAAGUUUCACCUCCUUGGGUCCAAUCGUUUAAUCAACCUGAUGUCUCGCUCGGCAUCGUCUGGUGGUCUAGCAGAAGCUGUGAGUUGGCAGUUUUUACGACAGGCUAUUUAUGCAUCCACUGUGCAGUGUCAGCCACUGCAGCUGAACUUGCACAACUAUGAGUCCUCGGCCAUGUUCCAACGGAAUGACGAUGCGGCUAUUGCCAACAUGAUUGUUUUCCAUUGCGCUCAUAUCAUCCAGCUCUGCCGCGAUGGGCCUAGGCUACCGGUCAACGCGACCACCUGGCAUCAAAUCUCUGAUUCGGUUGAAGAGUGGUAUCGCUCAAAGCCCCCGACUUGGCAACCACUCCGAUACCAACCUCAAAACGCGGCUGCCGACCGGCCAUUUCCUGAAAUAUGGAUGAUGUCAGGCCCUGCAGUGGUCGGAAUGCAAUACUAUCACGCGGCAAUCAUUUUCUUAACUUUGUCAAAUCCUUAUUCAGAACCCAUGAGCGACUUUGAGCUAGCUCGGAACAGACGUCUGGCCGAGCGAACAAUCGCUGGUCACAUACUGACAGUUGUGGGGCUGUCCAGAUCAAAUGAGAGUGUGGAAAAUGCGUACUUCAUGGCCAGCCACUUGCUGCAUCGCUUCGGAUAUUGUCUUCAACAUCCAGCCGAGCAACAAGGAUCAUUGCAAUUUCUUAGCCGGGUUGAACAGGUGAUAGGAUGGCGCACAGCGUGGAUUAGAGAGCAGCUCGAGCGACAGUGGGCUGAGCUGGCUGAAGUGGAUUCAAUCCAUCGCUGA